AUGCUGCCUAUCAAAAGUCUACUCAAAGUACCACUCCAGCACUCUCUUGCCUGUCUUUCAAUAUCACGCUCGUAUGCAAUCUCUCGAUUUGCGCCGAAAAGAAUACCAGGAGUAGGAAGAACACGGCAAAUACUGCGACCAACUGGGCAGCAAAGUAAAAAUAAACAAGUCAACGAUACAGAGAUGUCGGAGCCCAAUAAUUUCACCAACUAUACAAUAGACCGGUCUUCUCCAUCGCACAAGGAUGGUUUGUCAAAAUUAUUACUUCAAAGAAAUUAA
Psilocybe cubensis is the source of this 279-nucleotide messenger RNA. RefSeq lists its product as uncharacterized. NCBI's taxonomy places the organism in Eukaryota, Fungi, Basidiomycota, Agaricomycetes, Agaricales, Agrocybaceae. The transcript is spliced from 3 exons. The record is from RefSeq and is a predicted model, not a curated record. The coding region runs from base 1 to 279 and encodes 92 amino acids.